This is a messenger RNA of Cicer arietinum (chickpea), 849 nucleotides long. RefSeq names its product prefoldin subunit 2. The record is from RefSeq and is a predicted model, not a curated record. Gene Ontology annotation, cellular component: prefoldin complex. Gene Ontology annotation, biological process: protein folding. Lineage: Eukaryota; Viridiplantae; Streptophyta; Magnoliopsida; Fabales; Fabaceae.
UUUUUUAACAAUUAAUUUUAAAAUAAAAAAAUAAAACAUCAAAACUCAGUACAACAGCUCCGUCAAAUCAAACCUUCGUUGGCACUGAACUCAACUCGCCGGAGAACGCAUCGGAGUUACUCGGCGGCCGCCACAUCCAGCGACAAACUCCGUCCAGAAUCAUGGCUAGUUCAGCUGAAGAUCGCAAGGAGCCAGUAAAUGAACAAGCAGUUGCAAAUACGUAUGCAGCUAUGAGGUCCGAACUCAACCAAAUUUACACCAAAAUAACUGAACUGGAAAUGGAAGUCAGCGAGCAUUCGUUGGUUCUUAAUGCCAUUCAGCCACUUGACCAAUCUAGACGAUGCUACCGAAUGAUUGGAGGGGUGCUUGUGGAGAGAACCAUCAAAGAGGUCUUACCUGCCGUGCAGCGAAAUAAAGAAGGACUUGAAGAGGUCGUUGCAAGGCUUAAUGAGGCGUUGGAAAGGAAGAAAAAGGAUAUUGCUGAGUUUGAGACUAAAUAUAAAAUCCGAAUAAGGAAAGGCGAUGCUGACGUGAAAGAUGAAUCUGGUAAGAAGGAAGGUUCUGCCCAAGGAGUACUUGUGGGCCCCGCCGGUGGCAGUGAUUGAUAUUUCUUGUCUUAUUCUGUUUCCUCAAAUGAAUGACAUGAAAUUUUCUAUCCUCUUUUAGAGUUAUUGUUGUGGUUGUAUGAUGGUUUGUUUUUGUAGAGGUAUUAGUCUAAAACUUGAUAUGAUCUGCAUUUUAAUUGUUUUCAGCUGAAGCAAACGGAUCUUUAAUGGUUCAAGAUUCAAAUGCUCAUGUAGAUUUUUGUAUGCACUACAACAUAUAUUAUCUAGAUUAAAUUGUUUUUUA